ACUACAAGUCUAGAAUGAAUACGAGGAAAAUCACAUCAACAAAAACUAUAAAAAAACAACAACAUAUCUUCAGCAUGAGCUGGUAGGGUCGAACAGGCAUAUCAGCCUAGAAACACCUGGACCAGCUCAUGAAUAUUGCGAACAUUCUCCUUAAUUCUCGGCAGCCAUUCUACCCACACAUAUCCUUGUCUCGUCAAGGGACGGGAAAAGUGGGUGGCACUGUCCAUAGAGCUCGUCAAGAGCCGCCUUACGGCACAUGGGUGUAUUGCUUUGAAAUUUCCGAACCGUUUGUUCAAAUCUUCCCUUUGGAGUGGUCGCAUUUGCAAGUAUGCACACGUGCAUCGUCUGUCUUUUCCGCAUCGGGAACGGGAUACAUGUUGGGAGGCUCUUUGAAAUUUUCCGCACUUUGUCUAUUACGUUGUAAUUCUCCUUUAUCCUUUUCACUGUUACCCAUUUUGGCUCUCUUCGUCUGGCGCCGCCCCGCCGUCAAUAUUGCGCUCGGAGCGGUUGAUGGGCCACGGCACGUUCCAGUGUGCCAACUGUUGCAUAUUGGUGGAACAGGGAGGGAACAUGACGUUAUCCGUAGCCUUUGCGCAACCAAAAAGCCAGCGUUCACGCGGAAGAAGAAGCUGUUGUAGUUGGUUUGCAAACCGCAUGCUCACACAUUCACACACACACCUCACAAAAUCGAUUUGACUUGACGACUUUUG
Molecule: messenger RNA, 710 nt
Organism: Pseudovirgaria hyperparasitica
Lineage: Eukaryota; Fungi; Ascomycota; Dothideomycetes; Acrospermales; Acrospermaceae
Exons: 2
Coding region: 129-638 (169 amino acids)
Source: RefSeq, a predicted model, not a curated record